Molecule: messenger RNA, 5450 nt
Organism: Paraphaeosphaeria sporulosa
Lineage: Eukaryota; Fungi; Ascomycota; Dothideomycetes; Pleosporales; Didymosphaeriaceae
Exons: 3
Coding region: 394-5187 (1597 amino acids)
Biological process (GO): regulation of transcription by RNA polymerase II
Cellular component (GO): mediator complex
Molecular function (GO): transcription coregulator activity
Source: RefSeq, a predicted model, not a curated record
GGGACCUCGAGCUGCUGCCCGGCCGCCAUCCACGCACCACCACCGUCCCCGCCGCCAGCUCCCACGCGCGCCCGCUCUGUCCUGCCUGCUGCACGCGCUGACCGCCCCCGUGCCCCGCCCCCGCCCCGGGCGCGCCAGCUGAGCUGCGUUGCGCUGCGUUGCGCCAUCUGCCGGGUCCUGCGCUCGGGCACCAUGGUUGAGCUUGCGAGGGCGUGCCAUGUCAUAACCUCCUCCUCGUCCUCGUCCGCCCAGUCGCGCCUUCCCUCUCGGCCAUAGCCGCACGCAGCAGUCGACGGGCGCCGACGGUGUUGAUGAAGGCACACAGCGCCGCUCCGGGAUUGCACAUUCGACACCAGUACCACCUGAGCGUUCCAUAGAGAGCCGCCCUCUCUAAUGGAAUUUCUCAAGACCUGCAACACCAAUGCGCAAGCUAUCGGAGAUUUCGAAGCCGUCGCAUACCAAGCUUUCUCAGUCGCGCGCAAUCCCGCCCGCUCCUCGUCGAGUACCCUCGACUGGAACCCGUCCGAUGACAUACGCGUCGCCGAGGCCGAGUUGCGCAGCGCACACCACAUUGUGCUCCACGAUGCGGCACGCGCCUGGCUGUGGCUGUUCCGCCCUGCUGCGCCCGACCACGUCGCCCAGCCGCCGCUGGAUCCCCCGGCCCUCGACGACUUUCGCUUGAACAGAGAACAGCACGGCGUUGUGAAGGCCCACGAGCUAGAGCAGCGGUCUGCGCGAAACCCCCGGAAUGCGCCGCCAUCUGCCGCCUCCAACUCCCCCGUUACACCACGCCCGCAAAAGGCAAUCCACGGCGGCGCUGCUCAGCAGUCGCAGGGUGGGGCCCCGCUUGUCACCUCGGACCAGCCGCAGCAUGACGUUGUUGCCAUCUAUGGACUCUUCACCUCGGCUGUCGUUGCUUUGAUAUCCUUCCAUCUAGUGAAAGACUACAACGCAAUUGCUUUGAACUACCGUACUUUUGCUUCCUCGUCUGUCCUCUCUCGCGACUCCGGCUUUCGCCACGCUAGUCCCAGACCACCUCUCCGAAUCACAAAUGUUGAUGUCGCUUGGGCUUCUGCAGGCACACUCGUAGUAUCGACCUUCUCGCUGACCAGGUCUGACAUGCACUGUCUGGCCGACAUCACUCCCGAUGAUGAGCAGAAGCGCUUAGUAGGCAAAUGCGUUCGUGUUGCCCCAAAUGGCAUCUUGGCUAAAGUUAUGAGCUUCACGGACCCUGUAGACACCACCGCCGACGAUGCGGGCCAGAAGCCGCAACGGAAAAGACCCAGAUUCAGCCCGCUGGAAAAGAGCAUCGAGAGAUGGAAGUCUAGUGUGAAGCGCUGGUUGUCGUGGAAAGGCUACUCCAUCCCUCUCCUUGACAACAAGGACUCUUGGGUCAGAAUCCAGUUUGCACACAUGGGCCAAGCCGUGGCAUCAAGCCCGGCCUUCUCUAGACCCGCGCGGGAAGUCCUGUGGCCACGAGCCUUGUGCUUCUGCUUCCUCGAAUCGCCGAAUGACGCGCACUUACUUACGUCCCACGAGGAGCUACCACUGCAGGACGCUGAUGCACUGGCUUGGUUUGAGACCCCCUACAACAAAGGCUAUCAAGAUCCAAUAGAUGUCGCGCAGCAAUGGUUCCUGGGCAAGACGGAGCGCGACAGGAUUGCUGAAGCUCACCGCAAAGCCAAGAAGGCCGAAGAAGACGCCACGCGGGCCAAAGAGGAAAACCACGGCCUGUUCCCUUCGUCACCACUGAACGCUCGGACUGGGACGUACGGUGAUCUGCAUAGCGUCAGCGGUGUGUAUCCAACUCCACCUGAUGGGGUUCCGCCGGGGACUGUGAUAUCUUGUGGUGACACUCCAAGUGUUUCUGGUUUAGCUACUAAUGUCAUCCUAGCACCCGGCGGCAACAAUCCGGCCAUCAAUGUUUCGGUCCCGCAAGAUUCCACUUCCGGGGAGUCACAACAGCAAGCUUCCACGUCGCCGAAUUUCGAUUUGCAAUUCGAGGGAUACCAGACUGACGGGAAUAAUGACGACUUGUUCGAAGACAUGGACGAGGGCACUUUUGAUGAAGGGAAUGGCGUGACGGAUGCCGACUUUAAUUUUUUCGACGAUGCCGAUGGAGAGGACGUCAUCAUGCCCGACGCUCCUCCAACAGUGAAGACUGAGCCGGCGCCCCAGGAGGAGGCUGCAAUGAAGGAUGAGCCGCUGGAUCCGAUGGCUGCAUUGGAAUUUGCCUUGGCUUCAGCUUCUGCCGAGCCUGAGCAGGGAACACAGCACGAAGAAUCAGGCUACGUGCCGCUGAAAUUGGAAGUAGCAGCUUUGGAUUCUGCGAUCCCGGAGUCAUCCCACCUCUCGAACUCGGGCCUCCAAGCAGUUGCUCCAACCCCGGAAAUGACCACGCCUCCGCUAAGCCCGCGUUUUAUUGAGACGGCACUGCUGCCUUCUCCAAAACUCAAGACACCGCAAAAACAACUCUCGACACAUCACCGAGAUAGCGUCUUCGGUUCACUCAACUUCAGUCGUAAGAUGAGUCUUUCGGACGCAAAGUACAAGGCCGGACGCUUCAUGUCCAUAAGCGAGAGGUCCACGAAACUUGACGGGACAGAUAACACGCAUCGACCGAAGAGUCUGCGCGAUCUUCCCCUCAUGACGAAGCUUCGCUAUGCCAUUGGCGUAGCGUCUGCAACAGGCAAUAUCGUUGGUUCUCCGCAGGAUGUGUCAGACAGUGAGGAUUCAGACGCAUCGAGCGAGUCUUCGUCGGAGAGUGAAGAAGAAGUAAACGACGUUGUUCCCAUGCCGUUCGUUGGGAACAUCAUCAUUCCAAUCAAGCGCAAGCUGCCGACGGAAAGCGUUGCUACUCCAAUGUCUGCUGCAUCGUUUGCCGAUUCAUUUGGCGGAGACUUCAGCGAGUUGAUAGGUCUGCAAACAGACGAGUCGGCCUUGGUCGUUCUCGAGCCCACGAUCUUUGACUGGUCCUUGUUGCAUCUUCCACCUCCAACGGAACUGGCCUUCAGUGGUGCACGCUGGGCCCUACCUGCCUUUCCAUACGCAUACUCUUCUGUACCCAGCACACCAACUUCGCAACCCGACUUGUCCAUGAACUUGAUCGAAGAGAAGGCUCUGAGCGGGAAGGACCGGAUUGCAAUAGCUCAGAUUGUCACCGACCAGAUCGCAUCUGCUACCUUGGAUCUUCUCCAGCAAGGCCACGGGAGCGAGUGUUCCAAAGAACAGCCUUCUGAGUCUAUUUGGCACAGCGCCAUUAAGACGAUCUUCCCAAAUGCAACAGAAUGUAGCGUGGCGGGCCUCGCAGCCGUUCAAGAUGUGUUUCCAGACUCUUUAACCCAAAUGAAGGCACAGCAAAGACCUCCGCCCCGCAGGCCAAACGAGGCAGCUACCGCGCUUGGCCACCACAUGUUCCCGCUCAACCCACCGUAUGUGCGAGUAAAAAGGGCGGACACUCUAUGGGAUCUGUUGCCGCCUGCAAUUCCAUUCUGGGAAACACUGGGCCUAGGACCUUGCAGUCCAUCGAAGAACGUCAUGGCAUUAAGCAUCUACCCCCAUAGCAGCGCUUUGAAGCCCUGCGUCGAGGGCUUUCUGGUGAAUAUGCAACUCGCAUAUGAUGGCUGCAAGCUAGGCAACCACAGCCGCGCGGAUGCAUUGACAGAGUACCCCAACGGUCUCGUGCCAUGUAAAAUCGGGGCUGGAGCAUCGCUGCGCACCACAUUCAAGGCCCUGCGAGACACGUGUGUCCAGCUGAGUAAGGUACUCGCUGCCAAGCACGCACAGAUGCGGGACAAGGACGACUCGAGGAUUGACGCCUUUGUCAUCUAUAUGAUCGAUCCAUUUGAGCAGGCUCCGGCCAUAUGGGAGCUGUGUUCUGCGUUUUGGAGCCUCUUCCAGUCAUACCAACAACCACCUAGCCGAACUGAAGUACAAAAGCCUGACCUUGUACUUCAGAUCGUGCCCAUCAGGUACAUUGCUUCCUUCGAAGCACCAGUCAUACUGGAUUCCAACAUUUACACUGCCCUUGCACGAGAGGUAUACGAUCGAUGCCCGCCAAGUGCACCGAGCGAAGACAAGCUGCCACUCAGUAUCUACUCUGCACCUUCAUUCCAGCUAGAGGAACCUAUCCCGCGCAAUAUACAGUUCAAACUGAUGGCGGACACACCGCAAGAUUUGAUGCGGGAGAAUUCGUACAUGCACAUUGGCUAUGCCAUCAGUCUAGACGGAACGUGGGUAACUGCAGCAUGGAGCGACACUUGCGGGAAGUCACAGGCGGUUGUCUCCUACAACCUCGGUACGCGCGCCUUCGCCGACAUCGCCAGAGAGAUAUGGCAGACCACGAUCGAGAUCAUCCAGGUGCGCAGGGUCAUGUGGCGCGUCUGUAUAGCCAAAGCAGGAGUGAUGGAGCGGGAAGAGCUCGAAGCUUGGGUGUUCCUCGUCCAAUGCCCCGCAGUGCUCAACCUCUUCACCACAUUGAUGACAAUCGACACCGAGCCCCAUCUCAAGUUCACCCCGACCAUGCCGCCGCCGAGCGCCUCUGCCAACCCAGCCACCCACACCCCAGGCUCCACCCCGCAAGCCGUCGUCUCUCCCGAACAGGGCCUUACUCCCGCCGCAACUCCCGCCGUCGACACCGCCGCGGACCCCGCCGCGGACCCAGACGCCCGCCUCGUCGACAUGACCGACGAAACAUGGGGCAUCAUCCUCGCUCACCGCCUGCACAACUCAAACUCGACAAACGAGUACCGCCCCGCCCUCAUCUCGGGCCUCCUCGUCAAGCGCGGUCUCGCGCCCGGCCUGUCCGCGCCCCCGCUCGCCCCAGACGCCCAACCAGGCCCCCUCAUCACCGCCGUCAAUAUCCUCUGGAUGGGCACCGUCAAUUCGACGCGUGUCGCCGCCUCGCCGUUCCCCUCCUCCGCCGCCGACGCCAGCUCUCCCGCCGCCGCGGCCCCCGCCAGCCCCAGUCCGCAGGAACCGCGGAGCAAUAGCCUGGCCUGGACACCGACGCCGCAGACGCGCGGCGCGGCGGAGAACUUGAUGAAGGAGGUGCUGGGGCAGUUCCGGGGGCUGGGCUUGCUGGCGCGGCUGAAGGGCGUGCAGGGAGCGCGGCAUGGGAGUGUGCCGUGGCAUGUUGCUGUGGCUUUACGGGGGGUGAGAGGUCUGAGUCGGACGGUGCCGUGUUGAAUGGGAUGAAUUUUGUGUUUGUUUCGGUGUUUGGAACUCAGGGGUUUUCAUUUGACAUUUUUUAUUUUUAUUUUACAUUGGGUAUGCAGAUAUGGCGUUGAUGGGUUGUGGUGGGCUUCACCUGGAGAUUUGCAUGUGCGGCGUUUGCAGGCAAGGCCAUGUCUGUUUGUCUGUCUCUGUUUCUGUCUCUGGCUGGUGGCAUAUACCAUUUCUUCCCUUCCGUAGUUGUAAUCACUCCAAUCGAAUCCUGCUCUCCCUCCUCC